This is a messenger RNA of Rattus rattus (black rat), 6174 nucleotides long. RefSeq names its product RAB11 family interacting protein 2 (gene Rab11fip2). Gene Ontology annotation, molecular function: small GTPase binding. The coding region runs from base 655 to 2193 and encodes 512 amino acids. The record is from RefSeq and is a predicted model, not a curated record. The transcript is spliced from 5 exons. Gene Ontology annotation, cellular component: phagocytic cup; endosome. Lineage: Eukaryota; Metazoa; Chordata; Mammalia; Rodentia; Muridae. Gene Ontology annotation, biological process: regulated exocytosis.
ACAUGGAGACGGCCAACCCGGAAGUGGCGCGGCCGCCGCGCGCCGGGCGCUAGGAGCCGCGGGUCGCUGUCCAGGCCUCGCCUGGUGCCGCCGCCGGGUCUCAGUUUGCCGCCCGCGCCCGGCGUCCCUCCGAGGUCGGUCCAGGACGGCCGCUUCCGACCCGCUCUCCCAGGCCUGCGCCACUCUCGGGGGAGGAGCCGAGGCGAGGCGAGGCCGCGCGGGCGGAGGGAGCCAGGCCCGGCGGCUGCCGACGGUUCGUAUCAGCCGGGUCGGAGGAGGAGCCGGGCCGCGCGGGGCUGAGGCCGGGCCGUAGGGGCACAGGCCCCGGCACGGCGGCGACGCGAGGCGCGGGGCUGCGCGCGGAGGCCCGGACGGCGCGGAGGUGAUGUGGGCCCCUGUGCUUCUACGGAAGAAAGGGACCCCCGCAGCGGCGGCGGCCACCGGGCCGGUCCUCUUGACAUCAGCCCUUAGGGACCUCGGGGCAGCCCUGACUCCCCAGCUCGCUGAAGUGCCCUUAAGGAUGCAGUGAUCAGGGUACGGGACUCUCCCCGCGGGAGGGGCGCUGCCUGUGCUUCUGAACUCUGCUCAGAGAAAAACAAAAACAAAAAGAAAAAACAAAACCGAAAAACAAAACAAAACAAAAAAAGCCCCAGAAUGAUGCUGUCUGAGCAAGCCCAAAAGUGGUUUCCAACCCACGUGCAGGUCACAGUGCUCCAAGCUAAAGAUCUGAAGCCAAAAGGCAAAAGUGGCACCAAUGACACAUACACCAUAAUUCAGUUGGGCAAAGAGAAGUAUUCUACAUCUGUAGCGGAGAAAACCCUGGAGCCGGUCUGGAAGGAGGAGGCCUCUUUUGAGCUGCCUGGGUUGCUCAUGCAGGGUAAUCCGGAGAAAUACAUUCUUUUUCUUAUAGUGAUGCACAGGUCCCUGGUGGGACUGGAUAAGUUUUUAGGGCAGGUGGCAAUCAAUCUCAAUGACAUCUUUGAGGACAAACAAAGAAGGAAAACAGAGUGGUUUAGAUUAGAAUCAAAACAAGGAAAAAGAAUAAAAAACAGGGGUGAGAUAAAGGUCAAUAUUCAAUUUAUGAGGAACAACAUGACAGCAAGCAUGUUUGACUUGUCAAUGAAGGACAAGACGAGAUCACCUUUUGCAAAAUUAAAAGAUAAGAUGAAAGGCAGGAAAAGCGACGGGGUGUUUUCUGAUACGUCCUCUGCCAUCGUUCCGAGCACUCACAUGCCUGAUGCCAAUCCUGAGUUUUCAAGUGGUGAAAUGCAGAUGAAAUCCAAACCAAAAAAGCCUUUUCUUCUGGGUCCUCAGCGGCUCUCUUCUGCCCAUUCGAUGUCUGAUUUAACUGGGUCCCACUUAUCUUCUGAGAAGCUGAAGUCUAGCACUGUAGGCCCAACACAUCUUCUCAGUCACCAGAUAAAUUCCUUUGGAGUUGUUCCAGAAAGCGGAAGUCUCAAGUCUCCACACAGACGAACACUAAGCUUUGAUACUUCUAAAUUGAACCAACCUGGCAGCAUUGUGGAUGAAGGUGAACACUGUUUUGGAAGACAGAAUGACCCAUUUACAAAUGUGACUGCUUCAUUACCCCAAAAAUUUGCAACACUGCCAAGGAAGAAGAAUCCAUUUGAAGAAAGCAGUGAGCCAUGGGACAGCAGCACGAAUUUAUUUUCAAAAUCAAUUGAAGUCAGGAAAGAAAGUAAGAGAGAGAAAAGGGAGAAGGUGAGCCUCUUUGAAAGAGUGACUGGGAAGAGAGAUAGCAGGAGAUCUGACAAGCUGAACAAUGGGGGAUCUGAUAGCCCAUGUGACUUGAAAUCACCUAGUGCUUUUAGUGAAAACCGGCAGGACUAUUUUGAAUAUGAGUCAACCAACCCGUUUACAGCAAAAUUCAGGGCUUCAACUAUAAUGCCAUCUUCAAGUUUUCAUAUGAAUCCAACAAGCAGUGAUGACCUCAGGAAAAUCCCGGAUAGCAAUCCUUUCGAUGCCACGGCUGGGUACCGGAGUCUGACCUACGAAGAGGUGCUGCAGGAGCUGGUGAAGCACAAAGAACUCCUUCGGAGGAAGGACACCCACAUCCGGGAGCUAGAGGACUACAUCGACAACCUCCUUGUCAGGGUGAUGGAAGAGACACCCAGCAUCCUGCGAGUGCCCUAUGAGCCAUCCAGGAAAGCUGGCAAGUUUACCAAUAGCUAGUGGGAGUCAAGAGGACUGUUUAUAACUGGGAAGAGCGAGAGGGAGAGGGAGAGAGUGAGAGAGAGAGAGUGAGAGAGAGAGAGCGAGCGAGCAGGAAGGGAGUAAGGAUGUGUUACUGGAAGAGACUGCACAGUCAGGCUUCACCUUCUCCCCUCUGUCACUGGGAACAAUUGUCAGCCCUGUUCAUACUCACAGGUAUUAUCAAGAAUAACCUUUGGAGUGGGUAAAAUACUCUAAAUUAUUAAACCGAAAAUGAGCCAUGCCUGGAUGACUGAGCAGUUCUCUGGCAUCACUUGGGUACUGGUGCUGGACCCUGUCUGCCAUAGGCCUGGAAAUAUCUUCAGGAGCCAUGAGUGAUUCCUCAGGAAUAGAUUCCAUAAAGCAGAACCAAUACUGUGGUUGGAUUCUCAGAAGUCAGUCUGUAGACACACCCAGUGUCAGGAACACUGCUCAUUAUAAACACUACUGAAAAACGUUCCUCAUACCUGACUAUGUAUGUUCAGUGUUUAUGUAUAUAAAGUACAUGCAUAUACCUCAUAUACACGUGUGUUCUUAAGACAUUUAAAAACAAGUGGUUGCCUCUAAGGUUAGGCUAUCAAUCUCAGAGUUUAGAAUGCGCUUUUGCAGUAUACUCCCAGGAGCACUUGUCACCAGGGCCACCCCACCUCUGUGGAGAAGCUAUUUCAACCCAGUCCUGGUUCUCUGAACCCUGAUUUUGAAGAGAUUCACUACAUCCAGCUCCAGCUUCUAACUUUAUCCCUGAUCACUGCCCCUUAAAGUGAUGAUCUCUACUCUCUUCUCAAAGAAUAACAAAAUUUAGAGCUCUUUAUUCUUUUCAUAGAAGCAUGGAUUUCUUCAGCCAAUGUUCUGCUAGUGUUUGAGUUUAUGGAAGUGUAAGCAAGAGAUAGGGUAGUAUGGUUUGUUAUACUGUGUAUUGAGAGCAGAGACAACUGUGCAAGUUAUACCUAACAGUGAGCUGGGGGAUGGGGGAUUGUCUAUUGCCUGAUAACCCAAGGCAACAGCAAGUUCUAGCAAGGAAGGUGGGCUUGAUUUCAAUUUCAUUAAUAGAACAGAUGGUUGCCUUUGAGCCCUGAACCAAAGACUCACUGCAACCGUGAGUGUUGAGAGCAGGCUUCCACCAGUUCAGCGUGAGGCGACCCACAUCCACCCUUGGGGAUUGAUGUCACACUGUGGGGGUCUUUGUUUAAGCCUGCCUCCCUAGAAUGGUAGUUUUCUGUGGAUUAACUUUCUGUGUUUGUAUAAAAUUAUUCUAAAAUGUAAAGUGAAGAGGGAUGAGACGAGAACACUGCAGAUCUUCUGCUGCUAUUUAACCUUCCAGAUCUAAACACUGAAGUGGACGGUCUUUCUGAGCUGAGGAAGUGAAGACCUGCUGCAUAGAGGCUGGGGCUGGGUGCACUCCUUAGCCCUAUAGUGAGGUGCAUUUUUAGUAAGACUUCCCUGAAAAUCAAAUGAAAACACAGAUUAUAGUUCUGCUGAUUUUCUUAUUCUUUUUAGUCACAAAAUCCCUUGUUAACUAUAUUUUCUGAAUUUCUGUGGUUUUCUGGAAAACAUGGAUUUUGAAGUGAAUUUUUUCCCCAAAUACAAACUUUAGUACUUUUCUAAAAUUAAAAUAGAGGAGGAAAAUGGAUUUUUACAAUCAGUUUUUCUUCCAUUUAAUUAAUAAUUGAUGUGAUUCUGUAAUAAACUUCAAAGUUUAAAGUAGAUUUGAUUUUCCAAUGUGAAGUCUUGGUAAAUAUUAUUUUAAUGGUGCCAUUUAAAAUUAACAUUUAUUAGAUGUCAUCAAAUUCUUAGCAUAUUUUGACCAUGACAUUGCUGAGGCUCUACAACUUUUUGAAGCACCUACAUUCAUGUAUUUAGUAUUAUGAGCUGUCUGCAGGUGCAAUAACAUGUGUUAGCCAAGGGCGUCCUUUCCAGAGUCUCAGUCUAGUAGAGACCCGAGCUGUCUGUUGCUUUUGUCCUCGGAAUAAGUUUCCCAUCAAUCUUACCUAAAAAGCCUGGUUCAAAUGACAUUGUUGCUUUUACGAGGAGGCAGUCAUAAGGCACAGUUUUGCCUCCAUUAGAAUCUGUGUAUGUGGAUUCAACAGCCUUCCUGACUGCCUGACUGAAUGGGUAUUUGCUUUUCAGAAUCUGAAGGAAAGCUUUGUCCAGGAACAGUCUGGUAGGCAGUGAGAUUUAUCUGAGGCGCAAUUGUUGUUGCUAAGUAAAAACAAAUGUCUGAGACAAAUGAAAAGUCUGCAUUUACACUCUGGAAAAUGUGUUCUAGUGGUCAGAACUUCACUCGUGAACUUAAUGUUUUAUCAUUAGUUGACAUAGACUUACAAGUAAAACAAGCUCCAAAGUAAACACAGCAGUGGCAGGUGGGGGCUGGGCACUGUAGGAAGAAGGCCGGAAAGACACUUGGUUAUCUUCCAAAUGGAACAUGGAAUAUUCAAUGAUUUAUUUUUAUAUUAACUUAGACGUGGAAAUAAGCGUGCAUGUACAAUAGAUUUUUAAGGACAUUUUAUUUCUGAUUUUAGCAUAAAAAUACAUACUCAAAAACACUUCUAUCAACAAGAUUUUUUAAAAUCACAGAAUCAAGCCUGAUCUAAGUUAACACACUUCUGUUACAUAAUUAAACUAUUUCUUAAAACAACAACAACAAUAACAACAGUAUUUUACAACCAGUCUCUUCUCAGUUCUAAACUCAGCUUGACAGUAUUGCUACCCCACCCUGCCACUGGGACUUAAGUGUCAUUCUUUAAAUACCAAGGUCAUUGCUUUGAGUUGUAUAUAAGAUACCAUGUAACCUACUCAUGGUAAGUGUUGGAAGCAUUGCCUUUUGCUGCUCUGUUCUGCAUUGACCCCAGUUUUGCCCUCCUCCCAUGAAUGUAGUAUUAUUCAUAGAUUAUACAUAACUACAUGUAUUGCUUUUGGCAGUAAAUCAAGUUCUAGUUGUAAUUUUCCAGCUGUGAAAAUGUUGCCUUGUAUUUAAAAGGGUUUCACGAGUGGAAACCUAAGUAAAUAAGCUCAUUAGUGACCAACCUGCUUCUUCAUGUUCCCCUUCCCAUCUCCACAUUCCUCCUGCACCCUGCUUCCCACCACCAUGUGAGUGCUUAUUCUUAACAAGGAGAAUCUUUAAAAAUGAGAAAUAAAAAAGAAAGACCUGCUAUCUCUAAGUAUCUAUAGUAACUGUUACACUAAGCUUCUGUUUUCCCCUAAAAAUUAAAAGCAGCUUACCUGGAUUAGAAAAGCAGGCUGAGACUCCUUGCUGUCUGUGCCAUCGUCUGUCUCUAGGUGCAGUAGGUGUCACUUGUGUGUGCGUGUGGGUGAAGUGUGAGCAUGCCCAGUCAUUUGAUCUCUUCUCAGAGGGAAGGACUGCACUGCAAGCUCGUGGUGCUAUUGGAGAGGGUCUGUCAGCACAUACUGAAAGCCCCCCAUUUUCACAGAUUUAUAACUUUAAUAAUCCAGAUGCUGUCCUUGGAAGUAUUUAAUAUGCAAUAGGUAGCACCUUUACUAAUUAAUCUGCAUAUGAAGGGCUUCCUGAUGUAUCUAAUAAGAUGUGUAGAAGCUCUUCAAGCAUUAAACUAAAGUUGACGUUUUAUUUCAUUUACUUUUCUCUGUCAAAAAAUAUCAACCACUUACAAUGGAAUUGAAGUCUGUUACCUAAUGGUAUUAGGGUCUUUUAAUUUCUGAAGCUUCUAGAUUGUUUGUAUUGUGAGGUACAGAAGAAAAUGCUGCAGAUCUAGAAAUGUAUGUUCUUAGCACGUGUUUGAAUGAUGUAAGCAUUAUUUAUAAUUGAAAAGUACUACCCCUACAUUCCUAAGUCAAUGCUUAGUAACUCAUAUACAUUUUUGCAGGUACAAAAGUAUAUAAACAUUGUAUAAUGUGACAGUUGUAUAAUUUAUGUAAUCUGAUGCAUGAGUCAGAAUUUUUAUAUAUGAUAAUUGAUUUGUUAUAGUUGAUUAAAGUGUUUAAACUUAA